Molecule: messenger RNA, 3424 nt
Organism: Ochlerotatus camptorhynchus
Lineage: Eukaryota; Metazoa; Arthropoda; Insecta; Diptera; Culicidae
Gene: cdm
Product: importin-13-like protein cdm
Exons: 8
Coding region: 138-3113 (991 amino acids)
Biological process (GO): protein import into nucleus
Cellular component (GO): cytoplasm
Molecular function (GO): small GTPase binding
Source: RefSeq, a predicted model, not a curated record
AUAUCAAGUAGAUAAUACCGAUUGUGCGAAAGCUGUAUAGUGUUGGCCAAAGGCAGCUACCCCAGGGAGUUUAGAAGGAUUGUUUACUACCAAGCGGACCGAAUCCUCCAUCGCUGUAAAAAAGCGACCUGACCAAAAUGGAUGUACGCACGAUCGAAGAGGCAGUUCUUGCCUUCUAUAGAAGCGGAAAUCGUCAGCAGGAGGACACCCACCAAUGGUUGCAGCAAAUUCAGGAAAGUCCUCAGGCUUGGUCCUUCUGUUGGGAAUUGAUGCAACUAAACAAACCGUCUGAAGUUCAAUUUUUCGGAGCCAUCACACUUCACUCGAAACUCACGAAACAGUGGGCUGAGGUUCCGAAGGAGGCACAUAAUGAGUUCAAACAGAAGCUGCUGGAAAGUAUAGUGCUUUUUGGUAACGGUCCCAAAAUUGUGCUGUGUCGGUUGUGCAUCUCGAUGAGUGUUUUCAUAGUACAUAUGCUGGAACAUCCAACCGUGAUUGAGGAAGUAACGGGAAUGUUUUUGAACGAGCAACUCGGAAAUUUGUCCAAGAAUACACAGCUGGAGAUUCUGAUGUCGGUACUCGAAGGCAUUCCAGACGAGGCGGAAUCCGUUCACACCCGGAUACCGCGGUCGAUGGUUCGUGAGGAGCUGAACAAGAAAGCAGAAUUUGCUACGGGUACGGUGAUUAACUAUCUCAGUGAAAAGCUUAACAGUGGUCGGAUUGAUGAGAGCGAAACCAACGGGUUGAUAAAUGCCACGAAAAGUCUUGCAACGUGGCUCAAGUACGGGAACAUCCGGUUGGACGGGUGCGAAACAAUGGUGCAGGUUCUGCUCAAGCUGGUACAUUAUUGCUACUGGAAGGAACCCAAAGAUGAUGGGUGUCUUUCCCAGGAAGAUAGCGAUCUCGCGGAAACGGCCGUAAAAGCUCUGGUGAAAAUAAUGAGCUCUCAACAUAGUAACGGGUACAAGUAUUCCUCGACUGUCAUUCGUUACAUGCACCUAUUCUUGGAUGUGCUGAGUCCUAUCCUCGAUGUGGAAUAUAAGGAGAACAAUGAGAACGAAAAUCUCGCAUUUGUCAUCUACACGCUAUUUCUUUCGACGUUGGAGUGCUACUCUACGGUCAUUUUCGCAGGUAUCCUUUCCGAUGACGAAGAGCUGGUUAAAGUAUACGGGAGAACUGUAGAUCUAUUGGUAAAGUGCACGGACAAACCCGGAACUUAUCCGGUGGAUGAAUCGUGCAGUACUUUGGCAAUGGAAUUUUGGUACUUGUUGCAAGACGAGGUACUUUCCAUGCCAAGCGAUGAGAAGAAAGUGAAACGAUGGGAAGCGAUCAAACCAGUAUACGUUCAUAUAGUGAAAGUUUUAAUUAAGAAAAGCCAGUUGCCAAAUGAAAAAGCAUUGCACAAGUGGAAUUCCGACGACUUGGAAACGUUCCGAUGCUACAGACAGGACAUUGGGGACACGUUAUUGUCCUGCCACGACGUCUUAAACGAUCUUAUGCUGGAUGUCCUAUCUGAAGCUUUGGAUGAAUCGAUCGCGUAUCUCAAUUUCGAUCCGCAAAAUACCGACAAUUGGCCCCUGUUAGAAGCGACCAUCCAUGCGUACUGUUCAAUAGCACAGAAAAUAGAAUAUGCCGAGUAUCCACAAAUUGUGAAAUUGCUCAAAGUAUUAAACGAAAUUCCCUACGAAAAAUACAGCGAAAAGUUGCUUGGAAUGGCUUUGGAAACUGCGGGAGCCUACAGCGAUUGGAUCAGCGAUAAUCCCAAGUAUCUCCCUGCGGCAAUCGAGCUGCUUGUCAGAGGUCUCAGUUCAUCACAAGCGUCCCAAGCCACUCUGGGUCUUAAAGAUCUUACCUCCGAAUGCCAAAAGGAAAUGGCACCAUUUGCUCUGCCCCUGCUGGAUGCAUGCCGCGCUGCCCUCCAAGGAAACCAUUUGAAAAAUUCGGAAAUGAUCCGUCUAAUGUACACCGUGGGCAACAUCAUGAGUGUCAUUUCGUACGAGAACAUCCUGCAUUAUCUCGAUCUUAUGGUUUCGCCCUGCUUCGAAGAACUCCAAAUGAAUGUGCAAAAUCAGAACACCAGCGAUGCCGCCAAGGGUAGAGUCAUUCUACGACUCGAAAUGAUUGCCAAACUGUUCUCGUCUCUUAACACGAAGAAACCAGCAGGCCAGGAGGAAGACAUUCCGAUCGCACGAGCCCAGCCACCACCACAAACGCAAUCGCCAGCGGUGCAACCGAUUCUGCUAAUUUUGGAGAAAACAAUGGUCCUUCUGAAAACCUUAUGCACCAUGUGGCUGCACGACGAAAGCGUCAUAGAGACCUUAUGCAAAGCGCUGCAGCAAGCGCUUACCAAUUUGAUGGAGGACAUCAAGCCACUGCUGAACGACAUGUGCUGCCUGAUAUUGCUCAUCUUUGCCAACAAAUGUGCGCCUUCCGCUGUCGAGAUGGCCGGCAAUUUUAUUCUCAUUUUCUACAAUGAUCCCGAGAGCAAGGGAAGUAUGAAACAACUGUUUACUGCUAUCAUGGAAUACAACUUUGGACAAAUGCAGCAAUACGAUGAACAACAAAAGCUAUCUGACGUUGCGGAUUUGAUAGAAACCUUCUUCUUGUUCAACACGCGUAUCACCAAGAAAAUGUCCAAAUGCUAUGGUGAAACACAAGCAGAUUGUACGAGAUUAAUAGAAUAUGCUAUGAAAAGUAUGAUGCUACCGGAGACGGGCCCUAUCAAGAAAAGUGUUGGAUUUCUAUCGAUAUUUAUCAAAGAGUCACGCAACUGUCCCCUGAUGAUGAGUGCGGUCGUGGCCCAGGGGGAAAAUCUUCUAAGCAACACUUUCCUCUGUCUUGGCGGCUAUACACCACGUGCCCACGUGGAUGUGUUUGCAGACAUCUUCCUCGCUCUCAACUAUAAGUAUCCGAGCGACUUCCCCCGGUGGAUCAAAGUUCUAGAGAAACCAAACUUUCCAACGUUGUUCGUUAGUCAGUACGACAAGGAGCUGUUCAUCAAAAAAGUACUCAAGGAAAAAGUGAACCGAAGACUGGUGCAAGAGCACGUCCGCAAAUUUGCUGCCGUUUGCCGGAACGCAGUCGAGUGGGAGAUUGAUUUUAGAACGAGCUAAUAAGUUAGAUUACCAACAGGAUGGACAGCCUAAAACGGGCAAAAGAAGAUUGUAUUGACAAAACCGCAAACGCAGAUGCUGGGUUCUCUCGAUUGUGAUUUUAGAUUUUAGGUUCUAAACGUGGACAUCGCGUGUCAAGAAAGCUUAAGCAAUGUAUUACGUAUUGAGUGUCUGUGUAGUAGUUUGUGAAACGAAUACGUUUCGUUUUGUAGCCCUCCCUCAACCCCAGAAGAAGCCAGUGAUACGUAAUGGAAAUUCCUACUUCAAUGUGAAUGUACUGCGAAUAAUGAUUUUAUUUUAUCAAAAGUAAA